AAAAUGAGCCCAUUAGAAGCCCAACCCGAACCAACGACAUUUUGUAAAACCCUACACAUAGAAUUACACUUUUUUCAAAGCAUAAGGUUUCGAAAAUCAAGCUCUGCAGAAUCGCAUAGAAGCAGCCUCCAUAGUUCACCAUGCCAAAAUCCAAGAGAAACAAGCAAGUUACACUUUCAAAGACAACGAAAAAGGGAAGAGGCCACAAAGAAGUGAUUAUUAACGCAAUAAGAGAUGCAGCUGAAAAAUUCAAUUCGGUUUACGUUUUUUCUUUUGAGAAUAUGAGGAAUAAGAAACUGAAAGAGUUUAGAGAUGAGUUGAAAGCAACUAGUAGAUUUUUUCUUGGAUCUAACAAAGUAAUGCAAGUUGCUCUGGGUCGUUCUGCUUCUGAUGAAAUUAAACCUAAUCUCUAUAAAGUUUCAAAGUUAUUGCGUGGAGAUGCUGGAAUGGUUUUUACUAAUAUUCCUAAAGAAGAAGUUGAGAGGCUGUUUAAUGAAUUUGAGGAAUUUGAUUUUGCAAGAACAGGAGGCAUUGCCACAGAAAAGGUGGAACUCAAGGAAGGUCCUUUAGACCAGUUCACACAUGAGAUGGAACCUUUUCUGCGGAAGCAAGGCAUGCCUGUUCGGUUAAAUAAAGGAGUCGUGGAGCUUGUUUCUGAUUUUGUUGUUUGCGAGGAAGGAAAGCCUUUGUCACCUGAAGCAGCUCGCAUACUGCGUUUGAUGGGAGUCAAGAUGGCUACGUUUAAACUGAACCUUAUUUGCAGGUGGAGUGCUGAUGAUUUUGAACUCUACAUUGAUGGACCCGGCGAUUCAGAUGUUGAAUGCUCAUAGUAAAUGACUGAGAAUGUUGAAGAUGAAAUCUACAAGUUUGAUGUAGUAUUGGAGUUUAUUUAGAAAAUGUAUGUUUAGGAGAGUUGAUGAAUGUAUUUUUAGCAGGGAAGUGGCAUGUAUGGUCCGUUACUUAAAAUCCAAAUUUUGUGAACUAGAAAUAUUUUUGUUACUAAUAUUCAAUAUUUCAAUUUAUCAAGUUGCAAACAA
Messenger RNA from Lathyrus oleraceus (garden pea), 1037 nucleotides. RefSeq lists its product as uncharacterized. Gene Ontology annotation, molecular function: RNA binding. The record is from RefSeq and is a predicted model, not a curated record. Gene Ontology annotation, biological process: rRNA processing; nuclear-transcribed mRNA catabolic process; ribosomal large subunit assembly. The transcript is spliced from 7 exons. NCBI's taxonomy places the organism in Eukaryota, Viridiplantae, Streptophyta, Magnoliopsida, Fabales, Fabaceae. The coding region runs from base 141 to 830 and encodes 229 amino acids. Gene Ontology annotation, cellular component: nucleolus; preribosome, large subunit precursor.